Acanthosepion pharaonis is the source of this 1254-nucleotide messenger RNA. Lineage: Eukaryota; Metazoa; Mollusca; Cephalopoda; Sepiida; Sepiidae. The record is from the annotation of a GenBank genome assembly.
AUGGCGUCCAAUGUGAAAUUAAACCAAGAAACUAAGAAGAAGAUUAGAGCUGGGGCAGAAAUUCACACCUUUGCCUUCGGUCAGUCUCCUUUCCCUGUCAUGGAAGAAGCAGUAAAGGGACUUAGGGAAUAUGCUGAGGAGAAUGAUUACGUGCCAGUACAAGGUAUUCCGGAAUUGCGAGAGGCAAUCAGUGAUUUCCAUUACAAAUAUGAUAAAAUCCGAUUUUCUCCUGAUAAUAUCGUCGUUGGACCUGGCAGCAAAGAACUCAUCUACUCAUUAAUUAACGUAUUUAAUGGCGACAUUCUCGUAAUAUCUCCUUCCUGGACCACCUACCGUCCACAAACCCAUUUGGCCAACCAGAGAUGCAUUGUCCUGAAAACUAAAUUCGAAGAUGAGUGGAGAAUAACUGACGAAAUAAUUGAAAAUGCAAUGACCGAGAAUGAAGUCUCCGAAUAUAAAUUACUCAUUCUAUGCAGCCCGGACAAUCCUUCCGGAACACAAUAUAAUGAAGAGCAGCUUAAGCCCUUGAUCGAAGUCUGCCGUAAGCACAACAUCAUAAUCGUGAGUGAUGAAAUUUAUGGGCGCAUUUGUUUUCGUCAGGAACACGUAUGUAUGCCUAAACUUUACCCAGAAGGAGCCAUUGUAACAACAGGUUUCUCUAAAUGUGCGGGCGCCGGCGGCUGGAGGAUUGGUUACCAUAUAUUCCCGAAUGAGUUGUCUGCCCUUAGAGAUUGUCUUAGCGCUGCUGGAAGUCAUACUUACUCGUGUGCCAGUACUCCCAUCCAAUAUGCAAUUACGAAGAUGCUGAAAUCGGAGGAGCAGUUUGCAGAUUAUUUGCACCAUGUACGACGAAUUAUGGCAGCAGCUGGAGAUUUUUGUUAUAAAGAAUUAUCAGCUGUCGGAGUGAAAGCUAUCAAUCCAUAUGGAGGUUUCUACAUCAUGCCAGAUUUUGAAAUUCUGAGACCAGCUUUGGAAAAACGUGGAGUAAGCACUGGUAGUGAGAUGUGCCGAUUGAUGUUUGAGGAGAAGUCCAUAAUUAUGAUGGCAGCUGGACCUGACUUUCUCCGGCCAGAGACUGAACUAACAACAAGAAUGUGUUUUGUUAACUUUGACGGUAAAAAAGCCUUAGAAUUUAGUCGUGAAUUGGGCCUUGAUACGCCAUUGCCUGAAGAUUUUGUUGAAGAGCAAUGCACAUCACUGUAUGAGGCCAUAAAGGCACUGGUGUCAUGGGUGCAGGAACUGUUGGACGAGUGA